AUCGUGCCACUCUGCUCUGCCUCACAUGCUAUAAGGCCCAGGCUUCCCUCCCUCCUGCCCUCAUGCUGUGACCUGUUCUCUCCUCCCUCCUUACCAUGUCCACCCCAAGCUUCAUCAGCCAACCAGACACAAGGAACUUUCCAAUAAUAUUAGUGUCCAAGGAAGAUCAUCCUCUCUUUUUACUAGUGCCAGCCAGGGUAGGGCACAUCUGGGUUUCUUCCUAUACUCACUGCAUUUUCCCAGUCUUAUAGUACGGACAACAUCAAAGAUUCCAAACAGGGCAGUUUCAUGAAUAUUACAUGAACAGGAAUCUCCCUUCCUCCCAAGCGUGGAACCCCUGAUGUUCUGGCACCCUAGACUGACUUAAAAACUGAGAGGUUUUUUUGUUUUGUUUUGUUUUUUUAACAAGCUUGAGAUGAGAUUACACAAACACUUAAAUACAACUUCUAGGGAAGGAAAGAACCCAGGAGUUUGGGCUUUCUCUUACUUCCCUUUCCACCCCUGGAGGAUCAAUCAAACAGGGUGGAAGUCAGAGCACAGCUGUCCAGAGAGGGGAGCUGUGGUUAGUGGGGAAGUCAGUCAGUCAGUCAUAGGGUUUGUUGUGAUGGUGAUGGUGGCAGGUGGUAAAGUUGGGGGGGGGGAAUGGAGAAAACAAUAAAGAAUCAGAGGAAACCCCCACCACCACCAGACAGGCUGUACUGAGACAGGACUCUCCCCGCAACAUUUCCCCACCCUGCUCAAAGCUGAGUGGAUAGAGGUGGAUGGUGCUGGGAGGGAAGAAGAGAGAAGAGGGGGAGGAGAAGGAGAGAAGGAAAGAGGCAGUGGAGGGAACAAGGACGUUUCUGUUUCUUUUCCAGGGACCUGACCAGAGCUGGGUGGAGGCAAAGUGUGUGUAUGGGACUUGGCAUGAAAUGACCAAUGAUGAUGAGAAGUGACCAGGAAAUUCCAUUCCCUAGGACAUUAGGGUCUCUGAAACUUACGGGUGGGGUCAGAGUGUAAAGAAGACAGGACAGGGUGAAUGUCGAAUUAGUACAGGGUGAGGGGAAUGGGGAACAAGGCCAGAAAAGGAAGUGAAAGCCAUUGGCUCUCAUUCUCCUUUAAAGCAGCCAGAGAAGAGUGGGUUGAGAAAAAAUGAAGUCCUGAGCUAGUGAGCCACAGAGAAAGAGCCACCCGAAUCCACUGCCCAUUAUUUCAGCUUCACAGUGAAUGGGAAGGGGCUAGGAAAACAACAGGAGAGAUCAGGAUUAGACAGCAUAAGGCCACAACCUGAUAGCCAAGUAGUACUGAGAACUUGGCCUCUCUGAGCCUCAAAUAGGACGAGUGAACACGGAACUGGAAGACAACCCCCACCCCUACCAAGGUCACAUUAGGACUUAAGGACCUCAAAGGUGUUGAGCAAGGGAAGGAUAGGAGGAAGGUGCCAGGGAGGAAGGAUGUACAGAGGUAGUUCUCUGGUCCUGUUCAAGCCCCAAACCGGUUUUCCUGGUCUCUCUGCCUCCAGCCCCAAGGCCUCCAACCCGCUGCCUGACAAGCCCUCACAAGAAGCAGCUGGAAAGAAAAAGAAUUGGGAGAAUGGAGUGGGCAAUUCUAUAAGCCCAGGGCUGCAGCUGGUCCCUGUGUGGAGACCCCCAGACAUGGAGGGUUCUUGAGGGGCUCUGGAGAAGAGGGGUGGACCCAUAUUUCAGCCAAGUGACAGGCCCCAGCACCAACCCUACCCUUCCCCAGAAAAGGUCUGGUGGGGGUUUAUUAUCAGGAAACAGCACUAGGCCCUAAGUUUCCUCUCCCCCAAUAUAUUCAAUCACAUAGAAUCUAUCUCGGUCCCCCAAACUCUACCCAGAAAUUCUCUGCUCCUCCCAACCCUGAACUAGGAUUGGGACUUCUCUGUGAAUCUUUCAGACCCUCUCUCCCACCUCCCCCAACAUUCCAGUCCCUUCUUUCUCUUCUCCUCUUCAGCAGCCUUAACCUGCAUACCGUACCGCACGAGCGUGGAUGAGUGGAUGAGGACUGUUACCCUGGGAGGGGACCCCUUUUCCCACCGACCCAGCAUCUCGACCACCCAGGACACCCUCCUUCCCCACCCCCAGCAUCCGGUGCGUCUCCGCCUGGCCUGGCAGGCGUGGCAGGCGGGCCCAGGGACCAACUCUACGGUCUCACCUGCUCUUCUCCGACAUCAAGGCGUCCAGCUACAGCUGGUGGGGGGCGGGGGAGUCCUGCUCCGCGGCCGCCGGUGAGGGGUUCCCCGGCUAGCUCCUUCGCGCGGUGGGGGAGCCGAGGGCGGGCCGGCAGAGGUGGGGCUGGCGGAGGGCGGAAGCGGCAGCGACGCGAUUACGAAACCCGUCCGGCUGAGCUCCGAGCCGAGAGCACAGCUCCCCCCUGGACUGCUGAGGCACUGCACAGUGGAGGGACAUGGGAGGGGGCCUCCGCGGGCCAGAAGGCCGCCGCCCAUGCUCGGGGAGUCGGAGCAUGUGGAGGCCUGGAUGAGGGCUUGACACCCUAACUGGGGACCCCGGAAUCGCACGUUCCCUAUACACGCCAGGGCUUGCGGGGCAAUACGAAGUGGAACUCCCAAAUCCUCCAGACCUAACCAAGUUCAGAGAUUCGCAGAAGCACCCCCGCUCCCGCCAGUCUCUUGUGCUCUACCCAAAAUGGAAUAAGGCUAGGUUUAUUUACCCAUUGUGAGGGUGGACAGUCGUAAAGAGUAGGGAUUGGGGGAAGGGGUGCAGAAUUUUUCUGAUUCCCAAAAACACCUAGUAACCUGAAGUCCUUAAAUUGAGGAAGAAAGGGACACUCCUCCUUUCCAUUGUUGUCUAGUGUUAAUAUUUUUAAUCCAUAAACCUAAAUUUGGAGGACAAUUGCCUGCUCAUUCAUUGCAUCCCCAGUCAGCACAGGGAUGCUGGAAAAGAUGGGAAUGAUUGUGCAGACCAAUAAGCUUACCGAGAUGCUUUAAUCCUCUCUCCCUCCCUAAAGUGUUCUGGAACCUAUCAUUUGAAUUAGCCGAGUCAGGCAGGGAGGGGGUGGGGAGUCCUUCCGCCCUUCUUAGGAGGGGCUGCAUUGCAGGGGGAGACUGAGCAGGCAGAUUCAGUCACUGAAGAGAGAGGGAGUGAGAAGACAAAGCCGUCAAAGCCCCGAUAGCUUUCUUUUUCUCCAGCCCAGAGCAGACCCCGGAGCCCCCGAGACACUCCCUCCAUCUUUGGAACACGCUAGUAAGUCAUUGAUAACAGGAAGCUAUGAGGGACCCCGUGAGUAGCCAGUACAGCUCCUUUCUUUUCUGGAGGAUGCCCAUCCCAGAACUGGAUCUGUCAGAGCUAGAAGGCCUGGGUCUGUCAGAUACAUCCAUCUUCAAGGUCAAGGACAACAGCGUUGGCAAAAUGACCGGGCAAGCAACUGGAGCAGAACAGGAGAAAAACCCCGAAGGUGAUGCCCUUCUUGAGUACAGCACCUUCAACUUCUGGAGAGCUCCCAUUGCCAGCAUCCACUCCUUUGAAUUGGACUUGCUCUAAGGCCAAGACUUCUCUCUCCUACCACCUUGCCCUCAUUGUCUUCCCUUUCAAGCCCUUUCCUUUCUACCCCUUUCCCAUUUUAAUCUUGUUCUCUCUCUUCGAUUGUGUUGGUGGUGCUGAUGAAUCUGCCAGAGUUGAGUUGUAUUUAUUUAUUUAUUUAUUUAUCCAUCUAUCUACUCCAUAAUUCUCAAAAGCCCUCAAGCCACAAAGUAAAGGGGACAAGCAAUGGAGUAUUGGGGUCACAGGGAUUCUUCCUUUUUCCUCUAAAUAUUAACUCCAGAUUAUUAACUGUUAUAAAACAGGAUUUCUAAAAGCCUAAGGACUCUUGCUUUCCUGUUGCUGCUUAUAAUACACUGUUUUUCUUAAAGAAAUGGGGGUAGUUAAGGGUAUAAAACAGGAGGAAAUAAUAUGUCAUGCAAAAUGAAAAUAGGGAAAAAUGCUGAAUUAUUUCAAGAAUAGCUAAGUUCUUUUUCUCAAAAGAGUGUUCCUUCUUCAAGCCUACUCUACACAUUUGCUGCUGUGAGUUGAAAACUAGCUGAGGAACAUUAGAUAUCAAAUCUCAAGGUGCAAUCUUGCUGACCAUUAUAAUAAUCUGUAAGGUUUUGACUGUCUUCUAAAAGGAUUAGGGUUCAGUCCUUAGUAUUGUAGUCUUGCCCUCUUGCAAUAUAUAAUACUGAUCAAUGGGCCUUGGGCAGUUCUUUAGUUACAUUGAAACUAUGAAAUGAACAAUUACAUUCUGACAUAACACCUGUCCCCACGCCUUCCAAAAUUAUUGCUGCUGAUUUGUGCUGCCAUUUACUCAUUUAUUUAAUAAAGACAUUCAAUCCCAGGA
Molecule: messenger RNA, 4332 nt
Organism: Microcebus murinus (gray mouse lemur)
Lineage: Eukaryota; Metazoa; Chordata; Mammalia; Primates; Cheirogaleidae
Source: RefSeq, a predicted model, not a curated record